AUGUUGACAAACUUCUGGCAAACACAAAUUCCCCAAGCAAGCACGCGCUAUGCUUCAACAAAGUCCUCAGCAGAACCAAUCGGUCCAGCACUGGCUGGUGCACCAGACAUAACAAAUCACUACACAAUCUUCGCCAAAACUCUCCCAUCAGGCCCACCCCCCGCCGCCCCCUUCGCAAUCUCCAUAGCAGACCUCAAGCGCGAAUUCCUCCAACUCCAAGGCCUAGUCCACCCAGACAAAUUUCCCAACGGGACUCAAAAGCAACAUGCAGAGGGUCUGUCCGCGCGAAUCAACGAAGCCUACCGCACACUGCUCGACCCGCUCCAGCGCGCACAGUACAUCCUACGCGAAUGGCACGGGAUCGAUGUCACAGCCGAAGAUGCAGCGACCAAGCACGCUCUUGAUCCCGAGACGCUGAUGGAGGUCAUGGAGGUGCAGGAGACUAUCGAGGAGGUUGGGGCAACCGCUGAAGCGGAGAGCCAGAUCAAUGCUUUGAAAAAGGAGAAUGAGGGGCGGGUUUUGGAGUGUGUUGAGCGUUUGGGAAGGGCAUUUGAGAAGGGUGAUUUGGAGGCUGCGAGGAAGGAGUGCAUUCGGUUGCGGUUUUGGUACAGUGUUGGGGAAGGACUGAGGGAGUGGGAACCUGGGAACACGGAGAUUCGGUUGAUGCACACUAGCUGA
Molecule: messenger RNA, 678 nt
Organism: Penicillium soppii
Lineage: Eukaryota; Fungi; Ascomycota; Eurotiomycetes; Eurotiales; Aspergillaceae
Product: J-type chaperone JAC1
Exons: 1
Coding region: 1-678 (225 amino acids)
Biological process (GO): protein complex oligomerization; [2Fe-2S] cluster assembly
Cellular component (GO): mitochondrion
Molecular function (GO): protein-folding chaperone binding; ATPase activator activity
Source: RefSeq, a predicted model, not a curated record